GUCUGAGCUCAAAAUCAGCCGUAUCAAUGCAGUAGUACCCAUUUCGACUGGGAUAUAAGGACUUUUCCAAGCACUACUCAGGAGUGAAACAAUCUUGAAGGAUACCUUCCUUGCUAUCAUCUGGGACGGCACCUUGUUUUGCUCAGGCGUCAAUCCAAACAUGACACAACGAGUUUGCUGGUUCACAUUAGGCUGGUGAAAUAACACACCAAUCCUGUAGAAACCACGUGUACUGCGCAAGGCUGGACAGGUAGAGAGAUGCAGUAAAAGUGCCGGACCUGGUAACCGUCAACAAACUGGGACUGGACAACCGCAAACAGCAUGGAGACUGACGCAGAGGAACCAGGUUGGCAUGGACCUGACUGCACAAUUCAUGCAUGGAACUCCUCUUCAGCUCCCUCGCUUGAAAACAGUGGAUUGAACGGUUCGUACGGUGGCGGAUCGUAUUUCUGGCUGCUCCAGAACAGCUCGGCAGGGACCACUAACGCUCCGCUUGCAGCCAGGGUGCGGGACAUGGCGCUGGCGCAGGCGGAGAUUGGCGUCCUGAGCCUGGUCUUGGCGCUCACCACGCUGAGCAACAGCUUUGUGUUGUGGGUUCUGCUGCGGAGGCGCAAGCACAACGCUCCCAUGCACCUUUUCAUGGUUAACCUCUGUGUGGCUGACUUGGUGGUCGCCUUUUUUCAGGUUCUCCCUCAGCUGGUGUGGGAUAUUACAGAGAGGUUCCAGGGGCCGGACGUGCUGUGCCGCUCGGUGAAAUACAUGCAGAUCGUGGGCAUGUUUGCAUCCUCCUACAUGAUAGUGGCUAUGACAGUGGACCGCCAUUACGCCAUAUGCUGCCCCCUUCAGGCCUACAGACUAGGGGCAAUCUCACGCUGGAACACACCCAUCAUGGUGGCCUGGGGUCUGUCUCUUGUGCUUAGUGUACCGCAGCUGUUCAUUUUCUCCAGGUCUGAAGUAGCUCCAGGAGAGUUUGAGUGUUGGGGACACUUCGCUGAGCCAUGGGGUCUGAAAGCCUACGUGACAUGGAUGACUCUGGCUGUCUUCAUCCUUCCUACCUUGAUCAUCACAGUGUGCCAGGUAACUUUGACCCAACUGCAUUCCUCCCAGGUGCGAAUUUUCAGGGAGAUCCAUGACAACAUCUACCUGAAGUCGAAGCGGGUGGUGUCAGCUGACUCGAAGAAAAAUGUAGUCAUCUUCCGCAUGCCCAGCCUGCGAAGUCAGAACGACAAAACAAGAGAACUGGAGAGAGGAAGAGGAUCCAUGUUGAGAGAUUCUCGAAGAGGAUUCCAUCGAAGGAACAAGAGUGACUCAUCCCAGUCAUACUGCAAUGCCCGCAACUCCCGGCAUGCACUGGAGACAGACUGCUGUGACUGUCCCUUUUUCUGUCCCACUCAGUCCCCUGAUGUACUGCCUCACACACUCUCCAACGCACACGUUCCCAUAAAUCAGGGCAACUCAGAGGCUCAUAUGAGCUCUGGUCCGCUUCCUGAAGGUGCUGCUGAUUAUUAUCGGACUUCCCUGGAUAACUCUGAGCCCUACGCUCAGUCAUUUGAGGCCCCUAUGGAGAUUUGCAAGCCAGUCCCGCUUGUCCGGGUUUCGCAGUCCAUUUCGCGCCCCGUGACGCCUCCACCUCCAGGUGUAUCUAGAGCGAUGUCCAAAACACUGAGGAUGACUCUAGUCAUAGUGCUGGUUUAUACCGUGUGCUGGUUACCCUACUUCACAGUGCAGCUCUGGGCUGCUUGGGACCCAAAUCCACCUGAAAACGGGGUGGCCUUUACUAUCCUGAUGCUGCUGGCCAGCUUGAACUCCUGCACGAAUCCCUGGAUCUACACAGCCUUCUCCAGCAGUGUCUCUCGUGAGCUUGUCUCCCUUUUGCAUUGCCGGCCUCGAAUCGCCCGCAGGGGCUCCCUACCUGAAGACUCCAGUGCCAUACACACUACCAGCACCAGCAAGGACUACCCGUUCUGAGCCACUCACACAUGUGUGUUACACGUGCGGGCAGAUUAUCAGAUGUAUUACAGCCAAGCAGCAGAAAAAAGCAGAUGAGAUAUGGGGCCUCAACAAGAGAUUUGCUGUUGGGAGAUAUUGCACCGGGGGCACGGUGGCUUGGUGGUUAGUACAUUUGCCUCGCGCCUCUGGGAUUGGGGGUUUGGUUUCCUCCCACAGUCCGAAGACAUGUGUUGUAGGCUGCCUGCCAUUUCCAAAUUGUCUGUAGUGUUUGAAUGUGUGCAGUUGUGCCCUGCGAUGGGUCCGUCCAGGGUGUCCCCUGAGUCCCCUGGGAUAGGCUCCAGGCUCCCACACAACCAUGCAUAGGAUAAGCGUUAUGGAAAAUGGAUGGAUGGAUGGAUGGAUAUUGCCCUUAGCGUAGCUGAAGCUACCUGAGUGAUUGGAACGAGCACAUUGUGGACUCCACCACACUGGCCAAGUGGGACAUGAAGAACAUGUAAACUUAUAAAUGUUAUAUAAUGUCCAUAAAAACAUGAUGAUACUUGAGAUGUUUCAGUCUAAACUCAUGAAGAGCAUAUACUUACUCCUCCAACACUAAACGAAAUGACGUUUCAAAGAACUAGAAACAUGUACUGUAUAUACAAGACGUUUUAUCAAAUCGAAGAACCCUUGAGCCAAGUGCAUGUGAAGUCUGCUUGAGAAUUCUUGAUGGAAAAGGAGGAAGCCUGCGCCCCAGACGUUCCCUAGCAUCAUUUAUCAUUCCGUUGUUCUUCCUUAUCAGUCUUUCUGCUACGAAAUCUCGCUUUUGAGCUUGAUGGAAAGCAUCAGUGCGAAGAAUGAGUCAUGCAUGGAAACUCCAUCAAAAAGACAACUUCAAAACUGUGAGAAAGUGGUGGCAAUGAAUGAUGCACAAAUGUGAAAAACAGGAAAUGAAUGGACACAGGGGAAUAUAUAAUAUAAUAAUAUGAGGGGGGGGGGGGCAACAUAACACACAAGUUACAAGUACACGUACUUAAGUCAUCAGGGAUUUUUUUAUUUUUGAAAAAGCAUACAGGACACGAAGUCAUCAGGGAUAAUGAGGCUUUAAUCACAGAUCGUUUUACAAAUAUGGUAGCAGUGUUGUGCUAAUUUAGCAAACGUAGUAUUACACGGGACCUAUAGCUCGACUGUUUUGGUGACAUCUAUAGGAGCAAAUGUAGAAUGCUCCUUUCAUAUACACACACUGAUUCUCUGUUUAUGAUAUUAAGGACCAAUCAGCCUUUCUCGACUUCAUCUAAAUGAAGCUAGGUUUCAAGCAAGUAAAGGAAUAACAAUGUCAGAACAACAGAAGUGCCUUAAAUGUCACUGCAGCCAAAAAGCAAGCGCAAUCACCUCUUUCAGAGAUUCCUCCUUCCCUGGCGGUCAUGUUCUCCAGUUGAAUCUGUAAUAGCACAAAUCUCAUAAUCGAAGCCCAGCAACUGCAUGUUAGACAUUAAAAACUUCCCCCAUUUACCAGGUGUGUGAAUGGAUUUCCAGAGCAUUCUAGAGAUGUUUUUGAAAAUUGAUAUUGUAAUUUAUUAAAGUGCAAUAAAUGUAUGUAAACAUGUCAUGUUGUUAUAUAAUGUUACAUCAUUUGUGGAUGGGAAAUGGUGACAUACAAUAAUAAUAAAAACUUUCUGGGGGAAAAAAUAACGACCAAAUCAUUUUUAUCUGAAUGGGGAAAAUCAUACAUGUGCAAGACAGGUUCUUGUUCCUCUAAAGUCUGCUCAGAUCUGAUAUAAAGUAUGCACACUGACCAGUUUAUUAGGAGCACCUACAGUGCUGUGAAAAAGUAUUCACUCCCGUCCUGAUUUCUUCUGUUUUUGUGUGUAUCUCGUACUAAAUAGUUUUUGUUCGUCAGACGAAAUACAACAUAAAACAAAGGCAACCUGAGUACACACUCAAUAUAGUUUUCAUUUAUUUAUUUAUUAAAGCCAAAAAAAGAGAGAAGUUAUCCAACACCUAUCACCAAUGUGAAAAACUAAUUGCCCCCUUAAACUUAAAAUCUGGUUGUGCUACUUUUAGCAGCAACAACUGCAAACGCUUCCACUAACUGGAGACCAGACUUUCACUUACUUCUAGGACUAGGACUUACUCCUAGGCUUUAGAUGAUUGUCUUGCUGCACAAUCCAGUUGCACUUGAGUUUCAACUUACGGACUGAAGACCGGACAUUCUCCUUUAGGAUUUUCUGGUACAGAGCAGAAUUCAUGUUUCCCUCAGUUAUUAAAAAAGUUAUAAAAGUUGCCCAGAACCUGAAGCAGCAAAGCAUCCCCACACUAUCACACUUCCACCACCAUGCUUGACCGUCAGUAUGUUCUUUUUGUGGGAUUCGGUGUUUGGUUUAUGCCAGAAAUAACAGGACCCCUGUUGGUAACAGUUCCACUUUCGACUCAUCAAUCCACAGAACGUUCUCCCAAAAGGUUUGAGGAUCAUCAAGGUGUGUGUUGGCGACAUUCAGACGAGCCUUAAUGUUGUUCCGGGUUAGCAGUGAGUUUUCACCUCGCCACACUUCCAUGGACGCCAUUUUUGCCCAGUGUCUUUCUGAUAGUGGAGUCAUGAACAGUGACCUUUAUUGAUGUAAGAGAGGCCUGUAGUUCCUUUGAUGUUGUCCUCGGCUCUUUUGUGACUUCCCAGAAGUAACCCUUCCCAGACUGACGUCUUCAAUCAGCUUCUUCCUCAUCAAUUCUGGAAUUUCUUUCUUUGGCAUAAUGUGUUACUGGGUAAAAUCUUUUAACCAACUCCAUGCUGUUGAUAAAGUUCUAUUUAAGUGUUGAUGUGAUUGAACAGGGUUUGCAGUGAUCAGGUCUUUGUGUCUAGUCCAGUUGAACCCCGUUAUCAAUGCAGUUUCAUAGUUUUGUGGAAUUAGUAACUACAGAGCAAAUACAUUUUCACACAGGCCCAGUUGGUAUUGGAUAACUUUUUUUGCUUCAAUAAAUGACUAUCAUUUGCAAACUGUAUUUUGUGUUUACUCGG
Molecule: messenger RNA, 4939 nt
Organism: Ictalurus punctatus (channel catfish)
Lineage: Eukaryota; Metazoa; Chordata; Actinopteri; Siluriformes; Ictaluridae
Gene: avpr2aa
Product: arginine vasopressin receptor 2a, duplicate a
Exons: 6
Coding region: 322-1968 (548 amino acids)
Biological process (GO): regulation of systemic arterial blood pressure by vasopressin; positive regulation of vasoconstriction; G protein-coupled receptor signaling pathway
Cellular component (GO): membrane
Molecular function (GO): vasopressin receptor activity; peptide binding
Source: RefSeq, a predicted model, not a curated record